AUGGGGCACCCACAAGAUCGACAUCCAAGCGGCGACUCACACAGUGUGGACCCGACAUCUAUCGCGACUUCAUCAUCAUCUCUUUCUCCUUCAAUGGACCACCCACCCCCAUCACCAUCUUCAGUCACUAGCUCGGACUCAGACAAUCUUGUCAUUGCCACCGACAGUGACGCCAGCUCUAUCUCAUCACUGGGCGAGGGACGUCUGCGGCGAAGCGGGAGGCUGCUUCAAAAACAGGAAAAAUCUGGGCAGCCCCUGCAACCCGCUAUUGCGGAAGAAAAUCAACUGCACACGCCACCUGCCUCAGCAAAAGAAAACCCAAAACAUGUCGAAACAUCAGAACAGGAAACUCCUGUACUGCCACAACAAAGCCAGGGCACAGAAAUCGAAAUCACGAAAUCUGACCGCCCCCAUAAACCAACUACAGAUACUAGUGCGAACGCUGAAAGCGCAGCACCAACGCCAAAUGCCACCCAGAUGACGUCAGAGGGCGGCAACAGGGGACUGGAGAACACAAGUCCAGUAGCUCCCCAGGUGCAAGGGGGCCCCAUGCAAAAUAGAAACCAAAGAACCAACAGAGGCCGAAGGGUUCCCCCUAUCACUGUGUUCGAGACAAAAGGGUACACGACCUUGAUAGGGCAAAUCCAGGGAAAACUAACGGGUGCCCUCAGUACCACAUACAAGGGUGAUAGCAUCGUAUACCAGGCUACCAACCCAGAGGAUUUUCAAUACCUCAAGCAAGAAUUCAGGAAGCGUAAUCUAGAAUUCUUCACGUACAACGACGACCCGAAGAGUACUCUGAAGGUCGUCGUUAAAAGACUGACGCCCUACUGGACCCCAGAGGACGUCAAGAAUGCCCUCGUCGAGAAGGGCUUUCCGGUGCAAGGUGUAUACCAAAUGUCUAAGCCACAGACAGAAAUCGAUGACGCUGGAAACGUAGUAUCAGCGCCAAGAAGAAAAACGGCCAAUUUCCAGGUCAAUCUGCUGAACACGGCGGAGGCUAGAAAAAUUUUUAAAGUAGAGAGACUACUUCAUAUGAAAGUUACCGUAGAGUUAUACCAAAAACCUAGUGGGCCCACACAGUGCUACCUAUGCCAGAGAUUUCGACAUGGGGCAAACCAGUGCGAACUCGCCCCCAGGUGCGUUAAAUGUGCAGGACCGCAUCUUUCUGGCGCCUGCACAAAGAAAAGAGAAGAACCGGCCAUAUGUGCCAACUGUAGGGGCAACCAUCCAGCCUCCUUCAGGGGCUGCCCAGAAAGACUAAAGAUCGUCCAGGCGUGGGAGCGCCAACGAGCACCAGCACCCAGAAGGCAGGAACCGCUUCCCAGAAUGCCACUGAGAAACCCCAACCCCCCUCCAGCUCCCCCCGUGGAAGCAGUAAGCCCCCCACCAUCCCCGACACCUGCCAGAGCAGAAACCACAAGCCCUCCAAACCCUGCCCAACCCCAAAGGGGUACACAAACACCUGCUCCACAACAUCAACCACGCCACAUAGAAAGCCCUACUGGCAACAGGACUUUAGCCGAGGUUGUAAAAACUGGGCGCACUCCUCCUCCCCCAAAUACCACUAAACCAAAGCCGCAACGAUCCCCCCUCAAGGCAACUCUGCCUAUUAAAAGAACCUCACCCCCACAGGUUGUCUCUACCCCACAACACAUACCCCUCCCCUCCCCAACCCAACCUGAAACAGAGAAGGCAGAGGCAACACCACAGCCCUCAACAUCAACAGCCACAAAUGUACAACCACCAAGAGCCAUACCAGCUCAAGCCAUACCCGCCGAAUCCGUCCAAGCCACAGCUGCACCAGUAGAUACCAACAACACUAUUGACAUCGUCAGUGGCCAGACCACUGCACAGGAACGUUCCGUUCAGGUCGAACAGGAACAGCCACUACAGUUGCUCUCUAAGAUUUGGGCGUUAAUAAAGUCCCUCAUUUCACCAGCCUUCCUUGAAGGCAUAACCCAGCUAUGCACCAAAAUAGCAGCAGCCCCUGACCUCAUCUCUACAAUCUCAAUACUCGCCACCAACAUCCUACCACUGCUCUCCAAUGGCAAAUGA
Molecule: messenger RNA, 2058 nt
Organism: Schistocerca cancellata (South American locust)
Lineage: Eukaryota; Metazoa; Arthropoda; Insecta; Orthoptera; Acrididae
Exons: 1
Coding region: 1-2058 (685 amino acids)
Source: RefSeq, a predicted model, not a curated record